Molecule: messenger RNA, 3181 nt
Organism: Actinia tenebrosa (Australian red waratah sea anemone)
Lineage: Eukaryota; Metazoa; Cnidaria; Anthozoa; Actiniaria; Actiniidae
Product: heparan-alpha-glucosaminide N-acetyltransferase
Source: RefSeq, a predicted model, not a curated record
CUAUUAAACCCGCUCGAGAAAUGCAUUCAAAUACAACACUUAAUCAAAGAAAGAAAAAUUGCCAACAAUUAAAACCUAAUCUGACUCCCAUACUCGACAAAAUAAGCAUCAUCGGGUUUGAUCCGGGCACUAACAGCAAAGCAGAGAAGGUUUUGGUCCUAACACUUCUGUAACUAUCACAGAUCUGUGGGAUCAGGGUUCGUCAUUCACGGCCUGAUGAACUUCUUGUCCCAUAUCCUAGACCGCUUUGACAUGUCAUGAUAAAGUAAAAACUUUAUGAACUCGAAAACUCGGACAAAAGUUGACACGCUUUUAAAGGCGGGUCCCUGUUGUUGGGGUCCCUGUGGUUAUUGGUUCUCAGUCCUUCACGUCCCUGUAUGAUGCUUGGAUGUUGUUGUUCACUGUUAUGGCCGUGUCAUCUGUGACUGUUUUAUUAGCUAUUUACUUGGCUAUCUUUACAGUGAACAUAGAGAAGGUCUUAGUGCAAGGAGGUGCUAAUGGCCCUUAUGAUCAGCCUAAAGGACCGUGGAAUGGCAAGUUUAAGAUGGAUACGGCAUUAGUAAAUAUUACGAAUACUUUGUUUUCAAAAAAUUUCAGUAUAUCAGGAGUAUCCUCUAAUUGUUAUCAGUGUGAUUAUCAAGUUUUACGGCAGAAUGCUUAUCAAUAUGCAUACGUUAUAUUGGACACCAAGCAUCCCUUUAAAUUAUUCAUACAGACAAAGACAAAUAUGAACUGCACUUUAAAGUCGUACCAUUUUCAAGAGUAUAAAAAAUAUCAGAUUGGUAUCCGCACUGUAGAUGAAGAGGAUAAAUUAACAUGUUCAUUUGAUGAAUAUCCAAAUGAGGGGAUGCAAACAUAUUUUCCACUUUUUGUUGCACUUGGAGUUCUUAUUGGUAUGGCUGUUGUAUGGAUAUUGAUAACAAAAACAUGCAGGAAGUAUCAUCUAGGAGCAAGAUGGGGGAUCUUUGAUGACCACGAGAGCUUGAUUAACGCUGAUUUGGGAUCCCCUAAUCAUUUGAAUCGCUCUGUUUCACCAACUGAAGACACUGUAUCAGAAUUAAAGCCAGAAAAGCCUGCCAAACAAAAGAGACUAAAUUCACUGGAUACUUUUAGAGGGAUAGCUUUGACAAUCAUGAUAUUUGUCAACUAUGGAGGAGGUGGUUAUUAUUUCUUUAAUCAUGCUAGAUGGAAUGGAUUGACAGUUGCUGAUCUUGUGUUUCCAUGGUUUAUGUGGAUCAUGGGUGUGUCYAUCACACUAUCAUUCCGUGGAUUAAGACAACGUCAAGUCAAGAAACGCCACAUCUUUAUUAAGAUCAUUAAGCGGACUGUCAUUCUAUUUCUCCUUGGGCUCUUCACUAGUAACUUGGGGGAUUUAACAAUUUACCGUGUACCAGGAGUACUCCAGAGAUUUGCAGCUUGUUAUUUUGUUGUAGCUUUAGUUCAGCUUAUUGCAGGACCAAAUGAAGACUCACAGCCUACAGGCAAAUGGUGGGAUCCUAUUCGUGAUGUGGUAGUCUUGUGGCCGCAAUGGUGUUUCAUGAUCAUGAUCCUCGUCAUCUACAUCAUCUUCACCUAUGCAAUCAAGGUUAAAUCUUGCCCCAUUGGGUAUACAGGCCCAGGGGGUAUUGGAGAAGGCUAUCCUGAGGCAUAUAACUGUACUGGUGGUGUUGCUAGUAGAAUUGAUGAGUGGAUCUUCAAAGAUCAUGUGUAUCAUAAAGGAACUUUUAAGGACCUGUACAGAGUGACUGUGUAUCAUGAUCCAGAAGGAGCUCUUGGUACUCUCACAUCUAUCUUUCUUGUCUUUCUGGGAGUACAGGCUGGUAUAACUCUCUACACAUACGCCACGCACAGGGCUAGAGUGUCACGCUGGCUUGUCUGGUCUGUCAUACUGGGUUGUUUGGCUAUUGGUCUUAGUGGAGGUACCCAGAAUGAGGGGCUCAUACCCAUCAACAAAAACCUAUGGUCUGUCUCCUUCAUCUUUGCUACAGGAUCCAUGGCUUUCAUUCUUUUAGCAGUUUGUUACCUGACAGUUGAUGUGUUUGACCUGUGGAAUGGAGCGCCUUUCAUCUAUCCUGGUAUGAAUUCUAUUGCCAUAUAUUGCGGCUCAGAACUGAUCGGAGAACACUUUCCAUUCAGCUGGAAUCUGGAGGAAUAUCACACACAUGGAGAACAGCUGCUGAUGAACCUCGUGGGGACUGGAUGUUGGUUAGCCCUGGCUUAUUAUAUGUAUUACAUAGAAUUCUUUGUUAAAAUAUAAUCAAAUAAUUUGCAAAAAAUAUGGUUACCAUGGCUACCAUGGUAAUACAUUUGCGCAUGCGUUCCAAAAAUGUUUGCAUAAAAAUUGAUUGAUUUAAUAAGACAAGUGAGUCGUAUCAUAACCCAAAAUAUCUUUAAUAAUCAUAUCACAUCAAAAUAUUGUUAAUUGAUAUCUGUAUUCCAAUGGACGUUUCCGAACAACUCUCAUCCACUAUCCAUCCCAAUAUGCAAAGCAAACUUUAAAGAUCGUGCGCAUUGGAAGUAUGACGUCAUGUUCUACAAGCCUGUUUACCCAGGAUUCAUUGGGCUGGCGGGAAACAUGAAGAUAAGAAAUAAAUAAGAUAAGGAAAUAUUCAACUGGACACCAGAUUUCCACACAUUGACAUACACCUACAGACAAAGAUCUGCUAUGUUACUCCUUUUUAAAAAAUCGCUGGUGAGUUAUAGAAUAUUUCCUGCUAUUAGUCAAGCCAUUCUCGUAAGCACAUAGUCUAUUAAAGAUAUAUAAAUGUAUAGAUAAAAACCUUAGUUGGAAACUAAUAAUAAGAAUUAUACGUGCCACACAGGCAUAAAGGAUAAUGAUGAUAGGAUAAACGAUGAAAGGAUAAACGAUGGAAGAUGAUUUUCAUUUUUUGAAGCAAAUGCAAUUAUUUGCGACAUUUCAGUCCAAAUCCCUUUUAAUAAUUAAUUCAGCGUUUCUUACGAUUUUUUAGUUUUUAUUUUGAAUGCCAAAGAAUCAAAACGAGAGUAAUCUGUAGUUGUAUAUGCCAUUCUUUAGCUUCUAAAUUGUCUGAGCUCCCUUCAGUAAACAUGCAGAUAGAAAGACAGAAAAAACAGAUAGUGUAUUUUUCUCUAAUUGCCUUCAUGUUGCAACGUUUUCUGGUUAAGAUUGGUAGACGUUCACUACAAUAAACAUCUUUCUGUA